AUGGGUCUUCUCCAAAGCUGUUUUGCUAAAAAAAACAAAGUGGGCGUGAUGACGGAAGAGAUGGAAGCGUACGAGAAAGUACGGAAAACAAUGGUUACAGAGGAAGUGACGGAAAAGAAAGGUGGGGUGGCCUUUGAUCUUACCUUCGUCUCUGAGGAAACCCCAAAGAUGCCUCCUCCAAGAUUGCUUGAAAACAAAAAGGAAGAGAAUUUUGAGAAAUGGAAAGAGUCUCAAGAGAAGGCACAAGCCGAAAAACAGGAGCGGGCUCAACAGAACAGAGAGGAAGCCCGUAUCCAGAAAGAGAUCGAUGUCGCCCACAAGGAGAUGGAGAGGCUCGAGAAAUACGUCAACCUUACUACCGGUGACUUUUUCAUGGGUAUAGAGCGGUCUUUAGCUUGUUCACUUCCUACAGUACAACACAAAAAUGUAUACCGUCAGAUGGCAACUAAUCAAGUAGACUCGAGUCCGCAAAGAGGAAAGGUGGAUGUACGUAGACUGAUUGAUGUGCCUGGACUGGAGGGGAAACAUAAUGAUGUUAUCGUAUGUCCGUCAUUAGAGAUCACAGGCCAAGAGAAACAACAUGUUAUAUUUUUUGGAGGAGAUGUGCAGACAUACCCAGAAAACAUGGCGUCCAGCAGAAAUCAGGAGUACUUGGAAUACAACUUGGAGAAUACAGCCCGGAUUCUCGCGCGUCGAUUUCCUGAUAGUGUCAUUUUCAUAGUCAAACCAUCCAAAAUGAUCUUUUACACAUUUAGCAUUUACAAGAAUUUUUUAAGUUUCACCGACGAUGGAAUUCCCUUUAUAGGUAAUCAUCCAGAAAAUAAAAGUGGAGUCGAAGGUUUGACGCAUCUUGUUCGUCUUUAUAAUAACGCAAUGCGUCAAAUGACGCGGGAUAAUUCCCUCCCUAGCAACUUUCCCCCAAUCGCAUUGAUUGGAUUCAGCAAAGGUUGUGUGGUGUUGAAUCAAAUAAUGUUCGAAAUGUUUUCUGGUACAAAAAUUGAAGACGUCAACGUGAAGGGUUUUGUAGACAGGUUAUCCUCUGUUUACUGGUUGGAUAGUGGUCACGUGGGUGAUAGAGACGCAUGGUUAACAGAUGACACAAUUUUAUCAGCAAUGGUAGACAAAGGUCUCAAUAUAUACGCACAUGUAACACCUUAUCAAAUCCGUGAUUCACUUAGGAAAUGGAUCGGCAAAGAGGAAAAAAAGUUUGUGGAGAAAUUAAAACAUUUAAAUGGGAACAUUACAGAAGGCAGACAUUUCUUUGAUGAGCCUGGAAGUAUUGAGAAUCAUUUCAAAAUACUGAAAGUGUUUUGAUUUCAAGAAAGCUUAGAA
Molecule: messenger RNA, 1332 nt
Organism: Saccostrea echinata
Lineage: Eukaryota; Metazoa; Mollusca; Bivalvia; Ostreida; Ostreidae
Product: mitochondrial protein C2orf69 homolog
Exons: 4
Coding region: 1-1314 (437 amino acids)
Cellular component (GO): mitochondrion
Source: RefSeq, a predicted model, not a curated record